Molecule: messenger RNA, 14165 nt
Organism: Xyrichtys novacula (pearly razorfish)
Lineage: Eukaryota; Metazoa; Chordata; Actinopteri; Labriformes; Labridae
Source: the annotation of a GenBank genome assembly
GGGGGGCGGGCCGAGCCGGGCCGGACCAGGCUCGGCUCAUAGGCUUCAUGUGAUCCUGCAGGGAGGCGUUUGGGCUAAACAAGACUUUUAACAACACCCAGCCUGCAGCACUUGAAGGCUGACCGUCCCCCUGCUUCUCUCGCGGUGCUCCAUUUGGGAUAUUUCCAUCAGUUCAUUUCGGAGAGUGACGCGUUGCAGCUCCGGUUAUGGGGGACGCUCAGUCUGCGCAACGAGAGGGCAAGAAGGAUGAGGCUGCUGCUGAGGAGGAGAGCGGAAAAGUGGAUGAUGCUCAGGCUGAGCACAGCACUGGAGACAAGGUAACAUUGAGAUUUUCCAUCCAGUUUGUUGACAUGCUGCGCAUCAAACUCCCAGAGACAAACUUCAUCAGCUUUAGCGCAUUGAGGGUGCUUCAGCUAUAACAUUAACAUACUCCUACAUAGAUGCUGCUUUAACAUAAUAAAACACAGGCUGUGGUUGUGUGUUAAUAAAACUGCUGAGGCUGGGUUUUCUGUCAGGACAUUGCAGGAGCUGCUUGCCAACGCAUGCAUUAACCCCAAGAUAAAAACCCAAGUCCAGGUUAUAAACAAAGGGAUUACAUACAUUUUUAACUCCAAGUAUCCAGAAAAUGUCACCAUGGUUACUAACUUUUGCUUAGUCUAGUCUGACAAGAGCUGCUGUGCCAUUAUGAAGACCAUGUUUCACUGAUACUGCAUUGGUUUGCAUUUACUGUAGCUAUAGGUGAAAAAAAAUGAAGAAGAGAGGAGGAAUAAUGACCUUUCAUUCUCAGAGAAACCUAAAGCCCAGGGGGGAGAUGGAAUUUCCUCAUAGCUGCACUCAGCAGAGGGAAACAUUGAUUAUUUGUGUACAACAUGAUCACUGUGUCAUACUGAGCAGGAAGUCAAUUACACAGCACUGUACUGUGAGAAUGAGAAUAACUGAAUAUUUCAUUUUCUAACCACUCAUAGAACUGAGUCAAUGUUUUGAUAUAGGAGGAGUAAGUUUCUGUUUCUGCCACAUUUGUAAGAGUACCUCUUGUUUCAAAUACAUCUAGUUUUAUCAAAAACACUACUAAAAAGUUUUUCUCAAAAAGUUUUAUUUAAAGUUAAGUCUUUAAAACUAAUGUGAAGAGCUUUUAUCUUGUUGGGGUAAUAAAACUGAUAAUGGUACCUCUUAAGUGCCCACAGAAAUAAACAAGAUCGCAAGCAAGACUGAAAUUUUUUAUAAUGUUAACAUUUUUUGCUGUGAGGCCUUUCUCUUAGAUUGAAACUUACAUUUUUAGGAUGCGAUUUUUGAUCAGAAAAACACAACCGUGUCAUAUGGCGUUGUGUCCACAGGGAGUGCCAAAAUCAAAACAGGAGCUUUGAUGAGUUUAUUUGUCUUUGUCAUGAAUAAAAACUUUUAUUUUGAGUAUAAAACUGUUUCUGUUUUGAUACUGUGAUUAUUUAUGGUACCAUCCAUUAAAGUGCCGUCAAGCGUUUUGGUUCUGGAUGACUGAAAACAAAGUGAUGACUGUUCACACAGACCAUGCUAUGGAAAAGGUGUGAUCAUGUUAAACAGCGGGUACAGAAAAAUCAGCUCGCAGAUAUCUUUGAUCAAAUUACAGACCACUUCUUCCUCCUUCAGUAUGCAGAUAACUGUUUUUCUUCUGCAUUUGCUAAUAGUUUGGUCACUUAAAAAGUCAACUCACUAGGCUGGGUUAUCUUGCACGAAAAAGCAGCUAUAAGCAACCACAAGAUCUGUGGCUGAAUGAUGACAUGAUAAUACGCCUAAGAGAUUGCGAAACUCCUUGGUGUCACCUCAAAUGGUAAAAAAAUAGUAGAUCUUGCUGUAAGUUUUGAACCUUAUGGAUGUGUUUAUGGUUGUAAAGUUACUCCACAGCAGUUGUGGUGCGUGUGUUUCUCUUUUCCUGCUCAGUCUUUUCUGGAUAAUCUGGCUCAAGGAUUUAAAACUGGGUUAAUUACGGUUGUAAACCUGUAAGACUAUCAUCACAUCAACCCCAAGGUAUCAGACUGUUUUUACGGAAACUUUUGGGCUUUGGAGCCCAAUUAUUUCAAGAUUUAGUCUAUUUGUUUGCCACCAUUGAGUGGCCUGAAAGGUCUUAUGGAUUUAUCUUAUUGUUUCCCAGCUAUAAGCUCACAAGCAAAUGGUUUUUCCCUUUCAUAUUAGCGUCAAAGUUCUUGUGAAAGUACUGUUAAAAAUUGGGAAAUGUUUUUGAAAAGGGGCUGACAGAAGUUGAGUAAUGGUUACAUUUGAUUUGAGUUUUGAUUCGAUUUUUGUUCGGAGCAAAGUGACAUUGAGGAUUUGAAUUUUUGUGCUUUUUUUCAGCCUUUGAAAAACAUUGUGCAAAUCUCUGAGAUCAACGAAAAAGCAGGCAUCUCAAUAGCAGGAGUAAAUGGUCACUGUGAGGAUGAGGUCGCGACAGACGGUGGGUACUCAUAAAACUGUCUAUUGAGAAUUAGGGUCGGCAACAUUUGUUCAGAAACACAAUAAUUCAGAAUUCAACUUUCAUCUGUCAUUUUUUUGCGAUUAAAAUGUUUUAAUGUUCAUUACUUUUCUGGUUUAGCUGUCCUUUCACAAGAUGGUGACAUUUUAGAAACAGAAAUCCCACUUGAAGAAGAAGAGGAGGAGGAACAAGCACCAAAACAUGUUGAAAGGAAUGAAAAGGAAUCCUCAAAUGGAGUUGAUGUUGCUCAAGAUGUACCGCUGGAUAUGAUCGAAAUAGAUGCAAAAAAGAAUGACAUUAACGAUGGUUUUCGGAAGUUUUUCAGCAACAUCGGUUUGAGAUUGUCGAUAAAGAGGGGCUCGAGUGACCUCCUCAGAGAGUCGCCUGAUGAGACCAACAGGGAGGAACCAACAGGGACCAACAGGGAGGAACCAGGAGCAGAAGAACCCCUUGACGUUGUUGUAAAUGAACCUACAUGUGAGAGUGCUGAACAGAAUACUGAUGUAAACACUGCACAGGUAACUAAUGACAAUGAUUCCACUACAUGUCCUACACUGACAGACAUUUCACCGGAGGAGGUUGUAGAAAAUGCGGAAGAAAAAGCAACAGAAGCCAAAGAGGAUGGUGAAUCAGACAAUGCCGAUCCACCAAUAACUUCGCCUGCAGAGGAGGAACAACAUCAGGAGGCCACACCUGAGGAAGAGCUGCAAACCACGUCUGGACAAGAGGAAGUCGUAUCUCCAAUAAAGAAAUUUUUCACAACUGGAAUCUUUUCUGGACUACGGAAGAAAAGAAGACCCGCAGAAGAAGAAACAAAUGAGAAAGAGAUGGUUGACAUGGGAACAAAAGGAGCUGUGGAGGUGUUAGAAGAAAGUGAACAGAUCCAACAACUUGAUAAAGUGCAAAUUGAUCCGGGUAUUGAGGCAGCUGUGGUUGACACAGAAGAUAAAGAAAAUGAACUCCAGCAGGAGGUCCUUUCCCCAACAUCCACUGAAACAACCGAUGAAGGGAAACCACCAGUGGAAGACCUAUCAACUCAUGAAGCUCUGGACAAUCAAGAGAAGGAAAAAGUUCCAUCAAGCCCUCUCAGAAGGUUACUGUCAGGAUCUAGCUUUAAGAAACUCUCCAAAAGGCCAAGAAGCAGGAGGUCAAGUGAAUCAAGGUUGUCGGACUCGGGAGAACAAGCUGCGGAUCAGCUCAUGUCAUCCACAGAGUCAGCUGAGAAUCAUAAAGAAGAUGGAUCCACACAGCCGUCCUCAGAAGUACCAGAAGAGGAGGAUAGCGCGUGGACUUCCUUCAAAAAGCUUCUAACACCUAAAAAGCGAAGAAGGACACCAUCUUUGAGCAACAAAGAGGCGGACAUCCAAGCAACAGCAGAAAAGCCUAAACAAAGCGAAGGAGAGCACAUUUCGGACCGCAGUACAGAAGAAGACAGGAAAAGAAAAGACUCGUCUGUUUCGUGGGAAGCCGUUUUGUGUGGAUCUGGGAAGAAAAGAAGCCGAAAAACAUCUGACUCUGAGGAUGAAACACCUCAAGUUGAUAAUGACAAUAAGCAAGACCCUACUUCAAAACAUGGUGUGGAGUCACCCCACGAAAGUUCCAAUGAGAGAAAGAAUGGCACUUUGGUGUCUUCCCCCAGAGUACAUCGCACAGAAAGUGAUGGACAAUCAACAUGGAUAACAUUUAAAAGACUUGUCACUCCCAAAAGAAAAGCCAAAGAUGAAGACGAGAGCAAAGAUGUUGUGCAGUCUGAUGGUGAGCUAUCGCAAGAUGAGUCCUCUUUUUCAAUAAAGAAACUCCUACCUGGUCGCAAAAAGAGAAGGUCUCCUGAAAAGCAAGACCAAGUAUCUUCAGAUGAGGCUGAUAAGGAUGUGCCUUCAGGUGAUGAAGACUCUGAGACACCAGCUGUGGUUCCAUUAUCUGAGUUUGAUAUACCUGAGUCUGUGGUGCAAAUUCAAACACAGGUAGAUAUAGAGAGUCGCAUACUGGAGGAAUCAGACCAUAAAAUCCCACAAGACCUCCUUCAACACACACCUGAACCAGCCCUACCUUGUGAUGGUCCACAAAAUGAAGCAAAGGAUGCUGAAAAUCUGGCAGCAACAAACCCUGCAAAAACUGAAGAUGAGGAGGAGGUUUCAGAAUUAGUUAGUAAACAUCAACAACUCAGUGACAUUACAGAAGAGGGCAUCAUUACAGAGACCAUCCCUACUCCAGCUUCAGCCAACGAUGAGGCAGGCAAAGAUGACACCAUUGCAGAGGACUUGAUAGAGAUCACAUCGGAGGCUUUUACUGCACCUGAGCCUGCCUCGGUAACCACUCUGGCAGAUGAGACUGAGAUGAUCUCUGCAGUUUCUCAGUUAUCUACAGAGUCUUCAAAAACAUCAGGCAACACAACACCAGUCCCAGCUGAAUAUGAGGUCAUGGAAACAGAUGCCCUCCUGCACCAGGUGGUUGAAAACAUCAGCGAGGCUCCAAAGGCAGUCCCAAUUUGCUCAACUACUCCAAAGUCUGAAAGUAUUGUUGGAUCUGUUCUUCAUCAAAUAUUCAGAUCAUUUGUAAAGGAGGAAAGUGCAAGUGCAGCACCUGUGUAUGGAGAAGAUGUCCUGGAUGAAAGUUCAGAAGUUGACGCACAAAUGCAAAUGGUUUUUACAGAGCCUCAAAGUGAAGCCCAAAGGGAGACAGAAAAAGUACAUGAAUCGGAGACAGAAGCUGCAAAAUUAAAUUUAGAGGACAGUGAGUACCCGUCACAACAGGAAGGAAUAUCGGCAGAAAUAAUUACAGAAAAACCCAAAGAGACAGAGGAGAUUUUCACAGAAGCAAGCGAUGAGCCAGAAAACAUAGAAACACAACUGGACGCUUUUAAAGAUGAGCAUGUUCAAGAGCCAGAAGUAUUGGAAGUUGUUCCAGCAACUCCAACUUUAGAGGAUGGCAGUGCACCAUCACUUGAAUUGGAAGUAAAACCGGAGGACGCUUCAGUUGCAGAAACAGUCACAGAUGAACUCAAAGAGGAAACUUUACCUCUUGCUGACGACAGUUUUGAGCUGCUGUAUGCUUCCACAUCUGAAUAUGUUGAAGAACCAGAAGUGGUGGACACAGCACAAGCGUCUUCAGAUUCAAAGGUAGACAACCUUCUUUCGCCAGAGGAAGUGAAACCUGAGGGUAUGCUUGAGUUGGAAAAAGCUACAGAUGAACCUAAACAAGAACCAGAAGAAGGUGUUCAGCCAGAUGACAAUCUGUUGGACAAAGCUGAAGAGACUGCUGAUGAUCAAGAACCAGAAGUAUUACCAUCUAAUGUAGAAGAAGCAGGGAUGGAAGCCAAAACUGAGGAAGACAUAUUUACAGAUAAGCAUGAAAUUCCUGAAAGUGUUGAUGGAGGUAUAACACCAAUACCUCUCAGUGAGGAUACUCUUGAGCAAGUAGACACUCCUGAAACAGAGGGUAUACAAGAACAAGAACUACAGACAUUACAACCAUUGGACAGAAUAGAGCAGGAAGAGACACUACAAGUGGGAGAAGUUGUCUCUGGAUAUGUUGAAGAACCACCAUCACUUGAUACAGGAGAUACAGCAAAGGACAUUCCAGCUGAGGAGGAUGCAUCUAUUGAUGUUCCUGCGGGCACAGAAAGUGUUGAAGGAGGUACUGAAACUGUACCUCUCACUCAGGGGAGUCUUGAGUCAAUGGAUUUGCUCACAAAUGAACAGGUUAAAGAACCAGAAGAUCUACAGACAGGGCAGGCAUCACCAUUCAUUAUUGGGGAAACCCAACAAGAAAUGGAAGAGCCACAACAAAAUUUACAAGUUGCAGAUGUCAGAACUGAAAAUGUUCAGGAACCACAAGUGUUGCCAUCUGUUGUAAAAGAUGCUGUGGGUGAAACAUUGAUUGUGAUGGAGGAACGCACCCCCAUGCCUGAAGUCACAGAGAGUUUUGAGGAAAUUGAUGCAACAACUCCUCUUGCUGAAAGUCUUGAGCCAGUGGAUCUACCCACAUCCGAGCAGAUCCAUGUACAAGAAAAAAUAUUCGAGGAUAUACAUGAAGUGGAAGCAGUCACAGAUGGACCCCAAGAGGAAACAGAGUUCAAGGGUGAUGCACAAGAGAAACCACAAGGUGAAACUGUUCAGGAAAACUUGUGUGUAGAAGGUGCAACAACAGAUGUGCCUGUAGUUACAGAAUCCAUUGAAGGUGGCAGUGCAACAUUACCUCUUACUGAGCUAGGUACUGAACCAGUGAAGGAUUUAAAAGCUGAGGAUGGACAAGGACCAGAUAAGAUACAAGGAUCACCACUGGCUUUUAAGGGGGAUGGCCUGCUACCACUUGAAAGGGUAAUCUCUGAGGGUAUCACAGUAGAGGAGACAGUUACGGAGGAAUCCAUGGAAGAAACUAAAGUGACAGUUGAACAACAAGAAAAAAUACAAGUUGAAGACAUUGAUAGUGAGAAUGUCCAAGAGCCAGAAGUGUUGCAGUCUGUUGUUGAAGAUGCUGUAAAGGAAGCAUUGAUGGAAGAAGGUACUUCAGUCCCAAUGCCUGAAGUCAAAGACGGUAUUGAUUUGGAAAGUGCAAGAACACCUGUUAUUGAGGGAAGUCCUGAGCCAAUGAUCUCCACAACAGAACAGGUUCAGGUACCAGAUGUAAAAACAGCAGAGGCAUCGCCAUCAGAUUCAGCCGCCAACCUUCUAGAAAAACCCGUUACAGAGGAACCGCAUCCAGCAACUGAAGUGAAGGUUGAAGAUCUAAAAACAGAGAACAUUCAAGAACAAGAAGAACCACCAUCUUAUGUAAAAGAUGUUCAGGAAACCUCAACUGAGGGAGGUGUAAUCCAGGCUUCUGUAGUUUCAGAAAGUAUCACUGAGGGCAGUGGGAUGGUACCUCCCACUGAACUAAGUCCUGAGUUGAAAGAUGUUAAAAGAACUGAGGAUGAACAAGAACCAGAAGUGACUGAUACAGCACAAGGAGUGAAAUCAGUACCAGAGAUAAGCAGCCUGUCACCACUUGAAAAAGCUGUAUCUGAGGAUGUUCCUACACUCGAGACAGUUAUAGAUGAACCCCAAAAGGACACAGAAAUGAUUGUUGAGCAAGAGGAAAAAAUGGAAGGUGUUACAACAGAGUAUGUUAAAGAACCAGAGGAACCAGCACUACCUCUCACUGAACAAAGCCCUGAAUCAGUGGAUAUUUCAAAAACUGAGGAACUUCAUGAAACAGAAGUUUUAAAUACAGAGCAAGAAUCACCAAUUGAUUCAGAUGAGGCUAACCUGCCAGAACUUGAUGAGGCAUCAUCUGUGGAUGCUCAUAUGGAUCAGAUUCAAGAACAAGAAGAAAUAGAGACUGUGCAGAAAUCACUUGAUAAAGAAAUAUCAGAGGAUAUUCCAGUAGUGGAAACAGUUGUGGAAGAACCCCAAAAGGACACCGAAGUUAAUGCACAAGAAAAACUACAAGCUGAAGCUGACACAACUGAAAAUAGUCAAGAACCUGAGGUUUUGCUACCUACCGUGAAAGAGAUCAUUCAAGAAACCUCAAUAGAGAAAACAGUCCUUGUUUCUGAAGUCGCAGAGGGUAUUGAUGAAGGUAAGGAAACAACACUUCUUUCUGAACAAGGUCCCGAGCCAGUGGAUAUUUCAAAAACUGAAAAUGUACAAGAACCAGAUAUAAAACAAGAACCACCAUUGGAUUUAGAAAAAGACAACCUUCUCCAUGAAAAAGUCAUAUCUGAGGGUAUUCCAGCAGUGCAGACCAUUAUUGAUGAACCACAAAAGGAAACAGACGUCCAUGGCGAACCACAAGACAAAGGACAAACUGAAGCUUCUGAACCUGAGCAUGUUUUGAAAACAGAAGUAUUGCCAUCAGAUGUAGAAGAUACUGUGACAGACACCAGGGCUGAGGAUGAUGCAUCUACUGAUGUUCAUGUGGUCGCAGAAAGUACCGAGCUAGGUGGUGCAGAAACACAAGUAACAGAAGAAUUACCAUCUGAUAAAGAAGAUAAUGUAAAAGACGUGAAAACUGAGGAAGGCAUAUCAAUGCCUAAGGAUGGUAGUGCUGAGAAACUCGAAAGCCAUAUACUUCCAGAACAUGUUACCAGAAAAGAAACUGACAGUGCCAUAUCGUCUGUCACAGAUCAAAUUGAAAGUGAAGUUACAGCACAACUGGACCAAGUUGAGGAAGUAUUAGAAGGUCAUAAGCCAGAGAAGAUGCUACAAGAUGUUAAAUUUGAACAGGAAGACUUGACCCUUGAAGUUGCACAAGAGUUAGAAACAAUACCACAACUUCAUGUAUCCUUUGAGGAAUCAAAUAAUGUUCAGGUCCCUGGAGAGACUUUACUUUGUGAAAUAACCCAAGCUCCUGCUGUAGACAAUGCUGCAAUUACUGAUGAAUCAAAACAUGAACUGCACCUCAGCGAAGUUCAAGUCACUGAUGAGAGGGAAAAGGAGGGUGAACAUCCUAGCAGUGAGACUAAAGCUGCCACACUUGAGCAUGCUGUUGUGGCAGAAGUAGUCACAUGUCAUCUCAAAGAGGUCGUAGCAACAAUACCCGAUGUUUUGACAGAGAAAAUGACAGUCAUUACUAAACCUCCGAUCAACGGAGGGGCAAAUCAGGAGGUGUUUGAGAAAGCCAACACUGUGGUACCAUUAGAGAGAGAUGACUCAGCAGUGACAGCAGAACAAUUCAGUGGGGCUCAGAUGAUGCAUGUCCCAUCGGGGGCAUUUGAAGACUAUCAUAAAAUUGAAGUGUUAGAAGUUGAAGUAACAGAAACAAUGGAAGUCAUAAAUGUUUGUCAUGAAACAGUUACAAAGGUGGAGAAUCUCUCAACAACUCAUGACAUUGAAGAGGAAACAAAGGCAACCAUUCAGGAAAUUAUUCAACAUGUGCCAGAUAUAUUCCCAGAAACAGCAUCUGAAUCAGAAGUUGCCAUUUUGAAACAUGCUGUAACAAAACUGCAGGAUACUGUAAGUGAAGUGUGUGAGUUGGCUGAACCUGAAUCAACCCAAACAGAGAAUCAAAAAGAGGUGGAUGAUGGGACAGAGAGUAAAGGUGAGGUACCUGCUCUCAUCAGUGAUGACUCUGCAACAGCACAGCAAGUGUCUCCAAAGCUGGAGGAAACCAAAGCUGAAGAGAUGAAAACAGCAGCAGGCGAAGAUAUCAAAUCAUUAUCAGAGGAAAUAGAUGUAAGAAAAGGCCAUGAACCACCACAAAUUACACAAAUUUCUCAUAGUCUUGUUGCAACACCAAGCAACACUGGGUUUGUGAUCCCACAGAAUACAGGAAUUGUUUCAUCAGUGGGUAAUGUUGAAUCCCCUUCGAGUCUUUCUUUGGAAUUCAAGCUUAACAUCCACUUUGGUCAGGCAAAGGCACAACCUCCCAUGACAACUACAGACAGAACUGAACCACUGAAAAAGAAAGAUGUGUCUGAGGUUGGAGUCCAAGCAGAAAAGGCAGCGAAACCAAGUGAGCCAACAGUUCCAACACAUCAAGCUCAGGGCCAGGAAAGCACUGAGAUCACAACUCAACCUGUACAGCUGGAUGUUAGCAUCCAAACAAUCAAAACAGCUGAAUCAGACACAAAACCACCAGCUUCCCUGUCAGCAAUAACAGAGGGACCUGAACCCGUGAAAGAGGUGGAUGUUUCUGAAGUUGGAGUUCAGGAACAGACAGAGAUGAGUGAGGUUAAUUAUCAGUCAACGGAAAUAUCUGAAUCAGUAGCACUCCAAGUUUCAUCUGCAGGAGAGGUGAUCAAAUCUCAACCUGAGCUCUUGGAUUUAGCCAUACAUGCAGAUGAAGCGAAAGAGCUAGUAUCAAAGGAAUCUGUUCCUCCACCACCAGUAGAGGAGAAGGAUGAAUCUGUGGAACAAGUCGAUGUUCCAAAUGCUGGAGUUGAUGUAGUAGAGCCAAUUGAACCUGUAAAGCCAAUACAUCUUACACAAACAGCUGACAGACACGUAGAAUUUGCACAAGCUAUCACUGACAUUCUUCCAGCAGAUAUAACUAUACUUGCUACUGGGCCUGAGGUAUUGGAUGUUGAAGCAGAGACACCAGUAGCAGAAAGAGAAAGUUCCCCACAACCGAAAGAGAAGGAGGUUGAGCAGUUGACACAGACAGAUGUUUCUGAGGUAGAAGAUAAAGCCAAAGAUGCAGUGGAGCCUGCAGAGCCAAUACAUUUCACGCAAAGAGCUGAGAGCAAGAUCGAGCCCACUGAGGUUACUGUUCACCCAACAGAAAGCGAGGAAUCCAUAGCAGACAGUUAUAAAGAAGAACGAGCUGUGAUCAUGACUCAACCUGUACUUUUGGAUGUUGCCAUACAUGCAAUUGAAACAAUAGAGGUACAAUCAAAGGCCGUUUCCAGCCCACCUCCAAUUAUAGAGAAAGCCGAAGACUUGACAUUGCCAGAUGUUUCAAGGGAUGAAGUCCAAGAACCUGUUGAGCUAAUAACUUCAACGGAAAAUGCUGAAGGUCAGAAACAAAUUGAGCUACCUGAGGUUGGUGAUCAGGCAGCUAAGAUUGAAGAACCAGAGGAACCUUCAGGUUUAACAGAAAGAGCUGCAAUGACAACUCAUCCAGGGCUGUUGGACGUUGGUUCCCACAUUGAGACAGAGGAACCAAUGACCAAAGCACCAGCUUCCCCACCGCCAACAACAGAGAAGUCUGAGGACUUGAUGCUUGGAAAUGUAUCAGAGGUUGAAGGUAACGCCAAAGAAGCAGCAGAACCUGUAGAAUCAAUAGAUCUCACCCAAAGAGCUGAAAGCAAGAUCGAGCCCAUUGAGAUUAAUGUUCAUCCAACAGAAAUGGAGGAUUCAGUGGCUCACAUAGAUUCAACAGAAAAAGCUGUGAUCAUGACUCAUCCUUUCCUCUUGGAUCUUGCUGUUCAUGCAACUAAAACCGUAGAGGUAGAAUCAAAGGCUCCUGCUUCCCCUCCACCAAUAACUGAGAGAACCGAAGCAUUGACGCCAUUAGAUGUUUCAAAUGAUGAAGUUCAAGCAGUGGAACCUGUAGAACCUGCGGCGCAAAUAACUCCAACAGAGAGCCACACACAAAUUGAACCACCUGAAGCUGAUGAUCAGGCAACAGAGAUCACAGAACCAGAAGAACCUUUGAGUGAAGAGAAACCAGUGAUUCCGACUCAACAAGUGUCAUUGGAAUCCGACAUACGCACAACUGAAAUGGUAGAUCAAGUUGCAAAUGCACCCACAGUAUCAGUGGACAUAAUGGCACCCUUGAAACAGGCAGAUGUGUCAGAUCCUGAUGCACAGGCAGAGGAGGCCUCUGAAGGCCAGAAGCAGUCAGAGCUGAUCGAAACAUGUCUUGAAGCCACAGGAAUCACAGAACCAGAAGUGAGCUUUGAUUUAACGGAAAAAGCUGUGAUCACAACCCAUCCUGCUCAGCUGGAUGAUGGUGUACAUACAACCAAAACAGUAGAAGUAGAAGAUGUAGAAGAAGAAAAAGCAGAAAUGGUAGAACGAGUAACCUCAAGUGUCCAGUCAACAGACAACAUUCAAGAAGAAGUGUUGCUGAGUGGACCGGUGGAGUCAGAAGCAGAUGAUCAAGAAACAAAAGUGGAGAAAAAGCAUGCUCAUCAUCCAGAGGAGGAGAAUGACCAAGAUGUGUGGAUGGAUGCUGAGGAGGGUCUAUCUACCCAAGAGGAAACAGAAGUGUCCUUUCAAGAGGUCGAGGAACAUCUAGACUCGAAAGCAGAGAGUGUGCAAGGGGAAGAAGCGGCUCUUGAAGAGGAGGUCGAAAUCACUCCCAAUGUCCAGACAGAGGAAGAAGGAAGUCAACAGGAAGUGUACGAAACAAAAGAAGCAUGUGGAAAUGAAAGUGAGGGUGAAGGUGAAGAUUUUGCUAUUGCACUUGAACAUCAGGAAUUCGCAGCUGGAAGCGUUACGACAGUAGAGUGGGAUUAGUUUCACUGGACUUGAGCAGCGCAGAUCGGUGAGCUUCUCUUCUUUUAGUCACAUUUCUCUUGUACUAAAUCGUGAUUUUCAUUUGUUUAAAUAUCAAAUUUAAUUGAUAUUCCUCUUCUUGUUUUUUGCCUUUAAGGUUGGACAAUCAAAAAUGAAGUCAAUCAAGUUUGUAUUCUUCAAAAAGACGUUAAGAUGACGACCGACUUUGGGAGAGACCUUCAGGAAACAGCAGUUUGCUGCUUUUAUUCGUCAGUAUGAACCAAAAAUACAUGUGUAUUUUGUGGUGGAAAAGGCCUUUAUUUAUGGAUUUAUUUUAUUACUUAUAUAAAGCAUAUGAUUAACAAGAGAGAUUAUGCAAAUGUCAGCUAUAUUUGUUGAGUUUUUCACCCUAAUGUACAUAAAUACUAAAGAUUUGACAUUAAACUACCUUCAUAAUGCUGUGGCAUCUUUUGGUUGAUCUUAGGACUUUUUGACAUAGUGCAGCUUCCAUACUAAUCAUGCCACGCCUUUUAAAUAAUCAUUAAUGUUUGUGCAAAGUUUUUGUUGUGGAUUUUCAGAGGCAAUUGAUAUCCUAAUGUUUUACACUGGAGAAUAAAUUCUUACUAACCAACAAGUCAAAUGAAGAACACUAAGACAUCACUAAGAUACUAAACAUGGUAUCUCAGAGUCUGAGCGUAACAAAUGGGUUACCAUCACUAUAAGCCUUCAGUCCUCUCUGCAGAUUGAUUCCCUUAUGCCUGUGCUGGUAAGGCUAUUGCUCCAGUCAUGUGGUUAUAUGCUAGUUUGACUAGACACAGUCAACAUACGAUCUGAUGUCCAUUUUCUAGAUCACAAUACUGCCAAACUGCACCGCUCUACAAGAUGUCAUCUACCAUCUGUGGUUGUUUACAUUCAGGUAGUAGAGCAUUACUAGCAGGCCCACUACAGUAAGAAUAUAGAAAAAAAACAUUUGUUUUACUAGCAAUUAAUUCUGAUGGCGACUAGUAAGAAGAUUGAGCUGAACUGUCUGGUUGACUAAAUGUAAACAUUGCGAACCGUAGACUGCCUAUGUUCAAGAGAAUAAGAUUAAAGUCUUGUUAUCAGUUUGUGCUUCAAAUGUAUUUUUAUAAAUGUUGAACAUACCCUUAUAGAGGUAAUAUUACUUAAUUUUUCUUCAUGCAUACAUCUGUUACUUGCACAUUACAGCCUUUACCUAAUCUCUGUCAUUUCUUAUUUGUUAAAUCUUUUCACUGAAAUACAUUUUCUCAUGGGAUCUAUGCAGGAAAAAACAGCAAAUGGACCUGAGUGUACUAGUGUGACUGUAUAUUAUCUUGUACAUAAGAGCUGUUUUAAUGCUUAUAAAGGCUGCAUUCAUUUUGAAGCUGCAAAUAUUUCUACAGGUUUUAAAAUGAGCGCAUGAUGAGAGCAUGACACAUCAAAUAUCUGCACACUUUUGAUUUAAUCUCAUCUGCUCAUAUGCUCUUACCUUGAAAUACUUAUGAUCAUCAGAGCCUUAAAUUUCAAGGCAAUUUUGCCACAUUUUUCUUUCAUGUAAGCUCUAAUAAGCUUGCAAGAUUUAUAUCAUGAUAGCACAGACUGAGCGAUCAAAGUGUGCAGUGAGGGUGAGAGAGAUAGAGAGAAAUAAGGUAAUAACAGACAGUUUGCCAUUUUUGGAUUUGUUUCCUUGUAUACUGACUUUUAUGGAAAUUUCUUGCUGAUCUGAUCUGUGUAUAUGUUAAUUAAUGACAAAAUACAAAAAUAAACCCGUCUUUAUAUAUUUGCAUUAUGCAGUACAAUUAUCCGAGUUUCACUCAUAACAUUGUAUUUUAUUUUGAAUAAAUUAAUGCCUUUAAAUUUUA